Molecule: messenger RNA, 1419 nt
Organism: Closterium sp. Naga37s-1
Lineage: Eukaryota; Viridiplantae; Streptophyta; Zygnematophyceae; Desmidiales; Closteriaceae
Source: the annotation of a GenBank genome assembly
AUGAGACGAGCUGCGGGGAGUUCUCGCGCAGCGACAGAGGGCCGCUCGGGGGAGUGGCGCAUGCGCGCAAGCGCAGGCGGGAUGGCGAGUGUGGGGGGUUGGGGGGGUGUGGGCCCCACACGCAUCGACGAGGACGGCGACGACACCGGCCUGCUUGACGCGUGGCACGUUGAUGACGUGGCGAUGGAGCAGGAGGGAGAGGGAGAGCGUGAGGGAGAGGGAGAGCGUGAGGGGGAGGGGGGGGACAUGGGGGCGAUGGAGGAAGGGGAUUUGGAAGAAGUGGCUGACGUGGAGGAGGUGAUCGAUGACGAGGCUGACAAUAUCGCGUACGAGGAGGAAGAGGAAGAAGGGGAGGAGGAAGAGGAUGAAGAGGAGGAAUUGGAGGGCGACGAGACAGGUGCCGUACGAGAAGAUGACGAUGACCGCGGCGAGCCGGGCGAGCCGGGUGAGGAGGGUGAGCAGGGUGAGCAGGGUGAGCAGGGUGAGGAGGCGGGUGAGAAGGACGAGAGGAGAAAUGAGGAGGACGAGGAGGAGGAAGACGAAGAGGAUGAGGAGGAAGAGGGGGAAGAAACGGAUGAGGAGGAAGGGGAGGACUCAGACUGGGCGCCGGAGUCGAGCAGCGGGCAGGGGGACUCGGAGGACGGGGAGGGCGAGGAGAGCGGGCCACAGCAGGGGCGCGGGGAGGAGUUGCAACGGCGCGAUGGUGCAGGCGCGCAGGCGUGGAGCGAGGGGGGGCCAGCAGCAGAGGGGGGAGGGGAGGGGAUGAGCGAGGAGAGACUGGAAGGCGAUGUGAUGGGACGGGGGGCAGAGGGAGGGGAAGGCCGAGGGGAAGUGGAGGAGAAGGGGAGACAGGUGGCGGCAAGGAAAGCGGGAGGGGCAGGGGGAGGGGAAGAGGAAGAGGCAGAGGGAGGGGGAGGGGGAAGGGGACGGGUCGAGGGGAGAGCAGUGGGGAUGCAGGUGGUGCUGCGGAAGGGGAGGGGGGCGAGGAGGUCGGGGAGGGGCAGUGGGAUAAUGUGGGUGCAGGGAGGGGACGGGGGAGAGGCAGGGGGAGGGGCAGAGGGAGGGGCAGAGGGAUGGGGAGGGGGCGGGGGAGAGGGAGGGGCAGGGGAAGGGGAGGGAAGCGUGGCAGUGCAGGCGAGGGCGAGGAGGAGGAGGGGGAGGGCGGUGCGCUGGGCGCAUGGAUGGCUGGCGGCGCUGCGGCAGCGGCGUCGCUAUCAGCGGCCCACCGCAACCCCGCUCUGGCACUGGAGACCCUCUCCCACUGGGGGCGCGGUGCAGGGGGCGACGGGGGAGGGGGGACCGUGGGGGGCACUCCAGGGUGGGGGGACGGGGGCGAGGAGGGAGAGGAGCGGCUGCUGCGGAGAAGGUGUGUGGGCCGCUUGUCUGUGGCCUAUCCGUUCCUCCUACUUAAACCCUUAA